Messenger RNA from Aspergillus pseudonomiae, 1617 nucleotides. RefSeq names its product RibD family protein. NCBI's taxonomy places the organism in Eukaryota, Fungi, Ascomycota, Eurotiomycetes, Eurotiales, Aspergillaceae. Gene Ontology annotation, molecular function: 5-amino-6-(5-phosphoribosylamino)uracil reductase activity. Gene Ontology annotation, biological process: riboflavin biosynthetic process. The record is from RefSeq and is a predicted model, not a curated record. The transcript has 2 exons. The coding region runs from base 675 to 1496 and encodes 273 amino acids.
UUCCAUUUGAUUGACUUUGAAAGACCUGUAACUGAAUCGUUGGCCAGGUAAGAACAGGGAUGGCCCUUACAGAGCCUACAACUCGAUAGGGACUAUAUAGUCCAGCAAACCGACAACCGUACUGCCUUGCCUCUUACAUGGCGUGGUCUUUCACCUCUACCGAGACGACUACGGCUCAUGUUGAACUAAGCGACAUGCGGCGGAAAGAUGACAUGACAAACUGAGGAAUGGAAACAAGACAUAAACUGUGACGGUGGACUUCGGCCAAGGGAAUGUGGAAACGAGCUGAUGGAUUGGUCGGAACAUGCAUGUAAAUAGCUUGCAAUGCCCUCAGAGAUCUACCUCGGCAGACGUCAGUGCCUACAAUCUAUCGGGAAGGGCGAUGACUCAGGUCUGGCUGGUGCAAUAACUUUGAGAGCCAUACUAUCCAAGUAUGAUCCUCAAAAGAGACAAUCCAACACCUCUUCUACCCACCACAACCUAAUCAACAGUAAUGAGUAUGUAGUUCCGAUAUGCCUCCACAUCCAUUACGCAGUCCUAUUGGCCAGAACCUAUGAAGAAAGGGACCCACUCAGAUCUCCAAUUUAAUCUUAUCAAACUCCCGCAAAACAACAAAAAUCCCCCUCACCACCAACCCACGAACCCCAAUCACCCAAAGAAAGAAACAAAAAGAGAUGUCCCGAGAAGCCCUCACCUUCCCCCCCUCCAACCGCACAUUCUUAGAACCUCAUCUCCCCCCUAACAAUGACACCAAACCCUCCAACCCCACCCUCCCCUUCACAACCCUGACCUUCGCAACCUCCCUAGACAGCUCUCUAGCCCUGGCCCCAGGGACCCGGACCACUCUCUCCGGCCCACAAUCCAAGGCCAUGACGCACUAUCUGCGCUCCCGACACGACGCUAUCCUAAUCGGCGUCGGGACAGCGGUCGCCGAUAACCCGGGGCUAAACUGCCGGAUCGAGGGUGUCGGGGGCUACGGCGGGGAGGGAUUACUCGGUCAACCGAGACCGAUUAUCAUUGAUCCCCGUGCGCGAUGGGAUUUCACUGACAAGUCGAAGAUCCUGGAACUGGUGAAGGAGGGCAAAGGGCGCGCCCCGUUUAUUGUCACUUCUGCUGGUACGGUCCCAGCUGCUGAGAAGAGGGCGUUGUUGGAGAGCUACGGAGGGAAGUUCAUUCCUCUUGAGCUCUUUGUUGAUGAGCAUGGGGAGAAGGAGUUGGAUUGGACUGCGGUCCUGGAGUGUUUGAGGAGUGAAGGGUUAAAGAGUGUCAUGGUUGAGGGGGGUGGGAUGGUUAUUAAUUCGCUGCUUGAACCGCGGUGGGCGCAUCUUGUUGAUUCAGUUAUUGUUACGAUUGCGCCCACUUGGCUGGGACAGGGUGGUGUUGUGGUCUCGCCGAGACGUAGGGUUGAGGGGGGUCAGCCGGUGCCGGCAGCCAGGCUGAAGGAUGUUAGGUGGUAUCCUUUUGGGGAGGAUGUGGUGCUUUGUGGGAGAGUUUAGAGGGGGCUUCUUGGAUGCUGUUGUGUUAGGGCAUGGCCUCUGCCGAGGAUGGUAUAUGUUCUAUGCACGAUAGCAGUGAGGAUGAGUGCCGGCAUUCGACGCUGGACAUGCUGCAAUCGAA